AUGAACAUGGUGGCGGUGGGACGGCGUGUGACAUUGAAACUUGCUUCGCUAGCAAUGAUGGCUAAUGAGCUUCAGCUUGUGAAAUCGUUUUGUGGCGGCUUCGCUGCGGAGACGUCGCAGCUCGUCAUCAAGACCAUUUGGUCCAUGGCCGUCGCGCAGCACAAGUUUUACGUGGAGAACAAACAAGCGAAGGCUUCUGUACCGCAAAGCAGAGACAAUGUCUGGGCUCUGCCCGUGGCCCCUGAUUUGUCCAAAUCCUGCUCGUCACUGUCGGCCACUGCAUCGAUGUCAUCCUCGUCAGUGUCUAACGUGUCUCGAUGCGGCUCUACACAGUCAUUGUCCAUCUGUAGCCGACAUAACUCUGUGGAAUCUAUCCAGAGCGGCGGGAGCAAUCAAGCUCAGGUAGAAAUGUUGAUGGCAGCGCUGCGUGCGAAGAAGGAGGCGUUGGAGGCUAAACUGCAGGAGAAAUUGGAUGAACUGAAAAAGUUGUGUCUGCGUGUUGGUGAACUGACUGGUUCCUUGCCACCUGAAUAUCCUCUGGCGCCUGGGGAGAAAGCUCCUGUUGUACGUCGACGAGUUGGGACUUCAUUCGCAUUUUCGUCUGAUCUUUUGUUGAAGAUCAAAUGCAAAGAUCAAGACGCGCUGGAGCUUGAGUAUGAGAUCCAGAAGCGAAUUUUAUCAGCAUCACAUAAACUCGCUAAUGACAUGAAAGCGAAGAAAUCUGUGCGCAAACAGCGAAGACACUCGUACCAGCUUGCCAAAAUCAGGCUUCAGGAAUUGGAAGAACGGCUGCGAUGCAUUCGGAGUGGAAAACCGCUGGAAACAUCAGCUUCGACUUCAACCUUGCCUUCUUCCUUCUUGAUGACCAAGAAGAAAAAAUCUCUUUCGCAUCUACUCGGAGGUAAAUCGGAGUCUUCCCCUGCCUUCGGUAGCUUGAUGAAGAAAAGAAGCAAGCCUGAUUUAACUCUCGCAGAAUGGAAGGAGCCUAAAAAAGAGACAGUGGAGCUGUCUCACAUGCCACAUUCUCCUCGCAUAUACCGUCCCAGAUCGCAGUCACAAAGCGAUUUGGAUGAAGGUGUGGGCGUGCCAAAAGCAGAACGAAGAAGCCAUACUCCUCCGCCCAAGAUUGAGAAUGGCAAAGACAUUCUCAGCGGACUUGCGCAGAAUGAUUUGGCAGUACUUGGUACUCGUCAUCGUCAAAUGAGUCCAGUCAUCCCUCCUAAUUGCGUUUACAACCAAAGACCUAUUGCCCGACGAUCUCAGCAUCAGGCCAAUUCAAAUUCACACUUCAACUAUGACAAUGAUCUCGCUCAAAGAGCAGAAAAUUAUGACUUAGAUGGACUUGAAAGAUCGGGAAUUCAUCACCUUCCGAGACAACGCACGAGUCUGGCGCAUCAAAGUCUGGAGCGUUUGAAUCCCCCUUACGAUCAUACAAGUAGGUAUGCAAGCUUGGAUACACGCAAGUACAACACUGGCGGGAAAAGGAUGGAAGCGAAGUCAGCGGAAUGUCUGGAUGCAUUGGACGGUGACGAGGACAAAACCUUGGAGGAAGACGAAGAAGAUGAGCGACAAGCUUUGCGAAAUGCCAGCUUGGGAUUCUGUGGAACCGAUGUGAUUGAUGGUAGCCAGUUGUACCCGCCGAUGGCCAUGUUCCGAUCUACAUCAACAGCGAGCACGGUUGAGAACAGCAGCAGUCACCACAUGAUGAAUGUGACCGCAGAUGCCCUGCCUGCGUUUUAUGGGACUUCUUUGUACAAGAACGGCGCGAUGCAACGAUCUCAGAGUGCUUCAACUACCAUCAAUGAUGGCAUUGGGGCCCGUCGCACCAGCAAUGGCUUGCCGCCAAGGAUCAUAAACGGGAUUGAGAAUCUCAACUUGGGAAAUCAUCAUGCUAGCGCGAGAGUACAUCCUCCACAUUCCUUGGCUAACUUCCAGCCACCAACGGCGGCAUCGUCGAGAGUUGUUUUCUCGCGUACGCUGCCGCGAUAUUCGACGUGUUCCAAGGUGGUUCAGAGCUCAGCGGACGUUGUGAAGUCUGUGGCUAGAGAGAAGCGCUGGUAUGAAACCUCUCUGGAUGCCCCACCAGCGCAUCAAGUGAAGGACGAAGACCUGGACAUGGAUGCAACGAUGAGUCGAGUGCUGGCCGUGCCAUUCCAAUCAGACCGUGCGGACGAUUUUCAAAAAGUGCCUUGCGAGUUUCCGAGGAAUCAAACUGCGAUUUCCGCGGGACGUUGGCUUCCUGUUAAGGUUACGACGAAAAGGUUUGAGAUGUCGGAUUGCUACAAAUAUAGUACAAAGUAUAGGAAACCUCCUGCUCUAAACCCUUGUGCUGUGGCGGAAGGAAAGAACGGUGGGUCUGGACCAUCGAGUCCGUCGCCAUCAGUCCGUUCCGAUUCGUCCACUGGGCACCAGCAUCUGAGCCAUGGCUACCAUCAUCAUCAGAAGCCGCCUUCACAGUCGCCACAGAUUUCACCUGUUGUACACGCGCAGAGGCAAGUUCUGGUUACAAUGACUGCGGUUGGAAGCCCGAACAACAGCUUCAACUUCGACAUGCCGGAGUCUCAAGCGGAGGCCUUCCAGCAGGAAAUGCUAGCCUGGGUCAACCAGGCCAAAACAAAACCCCAGCAGUCCAGACCUGCCACUCUUGUAUAAAAAGGAAAAUGAUCACACAAAUGCAAUUUCUUGCCCAUCUGUUGAAAGAGUGACGCAAUGUUUGUUGUUCGACUGAAAGUUGAUGGUGCUGAUCUGGGCUAUCUUGCUCUUUGGGGAAAGGUGCGUUUGUUGACUAAACUAUGUAAAAAUUGGCUCUAUUCGAAUAUCGAUUUCAAAAGACCGUUCUGUGUACUGUUCGAUUCGUUUGUGGAAGAUGUCAUGUCCAAGUGCUUUUCAGUCCAUAGUAAUCUUAAAUUUGUGUAAAGAGCUUGCAAUGUAUGUGUUGACUUCAUCUAAGAAGAGUUUUUUUGUUUUGUUUCUUACGUAAUUGCUGAAUGUUCUCUCAAUUCGUCCGUCGAAGGAGCUUCUGAUCUUCGUUAUCGAAAUCACUAAACGUUGAAAUUUUUUAGGUCCGAAGUCUGUUCUACUUGUGUGUUUUAUUUUCAACUUGAAAAAUGUGUACAAAUCACGCACCGUCCCCUGAAUUGUAAGAUAAGCGUUGAUCUACGCCAGAAUCCCGUUUCUCGGGUUAGCUCAAUUAUUAACGCACAGAAAGGAUGCGCCAUGUUUGCUGUGCGCCUAUCCAAAACUCCGUGCAUUUUUUCCCUUUGUGCUCAACAAUUUUUUGCAAAAAAAAAAGAAAAAAGAACCACCUCUUGCGAAAAAAAGCUUUCGCAAACAUUUGACCUCAUGCUGCGUUUGUUUUAUGGCGACAUGGAAAAGUGGGAAGAUUUUUUAAUGAGUGAUGUAUCGGAUGUACGUUCCGUCCUUCGGAAAUCGAAACGAAAAAUAAUUUGGAGGAAUAAGUUUUCAUUGAUUUGGAGGAUAUGCAUUGGAUAUGUCUGUGUGCCUUAUAGUGUUUGAAACAUUUCCGGACGAAACUUGUUGUUCCUGUUGCGACUUGUUGCUUAUUAUUUUAUUUUUCUCCGUGCCAAUGGGACCGACCUUUCCAAUGUUGACGAACUAUUUUUGUGGAAAGAAAAACGUCACUUACAUCUUGAGAUUGCUUGCGCGCUUUCAAAAAAAAAAAAGAAAAGAAAAACGAUUUCCAUUUAUUCGCGUGAUAGUUCUUUUGAAGUACGCGUUAUAUAUCCGUCUAUAUUUUGUCUUUCUUGAGUGAAUAAAAAUGGCUGGGAAGUUUUCAA
This is a messenger RNA of Notodromas monacha, 3797 nucleotides long. The record is from the annotation of a GenBank genome assembly. Lineage: Eukaryota; Metazoa; Arthropoda; Ostracoda; Podocopida; Cyprididae.